AUCAUCGAAUUUUUCGUUUAUUACUACUUUCGUUCGACCGCACACUUUCUAAUCUCAAAGGAGAGAGAAGCGAAAGAUCGUAACCAACAUCUCGUUCACUUUUUGCUCAGCUUUGUAAGCUGACAAGCGGGUCAGAAUCAGGUCCGCCCCGAUGACGUCAUUAAUUCCACGCUGGCUAUCAUAGAAGUCACUUCUAGCGCACCUCAAGCAUAUUGGAGCUAAAAACACGGGAUAAACGGAGUGAAAAGCGAUUUUUCAAAUAAAGUGCUACGGGAAAUGGUCCAAUUAAACUAGUUAUGAUGUUUGUGUAAUGAGCAGUGAUCUAGGACUCGGAUUAAACAUGAAUAUAAAUGAUAUUUUGAACUCUAGCGGCGACGAGGCCAAUGUCGGGAUGGAAAAUAUGGACGUAUUAUCAAAUGAUAAUCCAGAACUACUGACCUCUGAAUUCUUUGACUCGGUCUUCUCCAUGGAAAACAUCGAUAGCGGUCUAUUCCCAAACUUUGACGACGACGUAAAUUUAUCAAGCGACUCCAGUUCUCACAUCGACGAGGUGCUGUCUCCCCAAAGCUUCUAUUCAGAAAGCGAAAAGAGCAGCAUCUCGACCGAUGCCAUCGACGACGCCGGCUCCAUGAUAAACAGCAUCGACAGUCUGGACGAUCCGAUUUUGAUGUCCUUCCUGGAACCAACUCAGAAUGUGCAAGUCGAAACGCCCGUCGUCGUCAAACCGCCCGUCAAACCCACCAAAAUCCUAAUCCAAAACCCCAACAACAAGCGAGUCAUCGCCAAACCGAUCACACAACCCACCCAAAUCAAGAAAAACCCCAAAGUUGGAAAACCGCAAAUCCUAAAGGUGCAUUCAGUCUCUAACAACGGCAGACCAGUUCUUCUUCCCCUGAGCGUCAAGAGUAUUAAGAUUUUGAAUGCCAACGCCGACGUCACUUCAAUUACCAACAGUUUCAAGAGGCGCAAGAUCGAACCACACCACACAAUUCAAACGGUGGAAGUCGAUGUUUCAGAUGAUGAUACCAACGUUGUAUCCUCAACCAACAACCAAUAUCCCGCAUUAUCCUUAACCAAUGAAGAAAAGAGGCUUCUGGCUAAAGAAGGAAUCCAGUUACCAACCCACCAUCCGCUUACCAAGAACGAAGAGAGGGAGCUCAAGAGGAUCCGCCGGAAAAUCAGAAACAAAAUAUCUGCGCAGGAUUCCAGAAAACGUAAAAAGGAAUACGUGGAUGGAUUGGAGGAACGAGUAAAGAGAGGUUCCGAGGAGAACAAGAACCUGCUCCAAAGAGUGAAAGAGCUGCAGCGACAGAACAGGAAUCUGAUCGCACACGUGAGCAAGCUGCAAGCGUUGAUCUGCAAGUCUACGAGCACGAAGGCCACACCAUCGACCUGUCUGAUGGUCGUGUUGCUUUCCGCUUUGUUGGUAUCGUUGCCGAAUAUGCGUUUGUUCGAAAAGCAGCAGCUCUCCACUGAACAGGAGCAGGUUGCCAUCCGUAGAUCUCUUCUGUCCUCGCAGAACGCCGAAGACGAGGGCCUGAACAUGGACGAGUUCCUGGUGUUCAAAGAGGACGACGCCGAGUUCGAAGGCAAAUUUGGCGAGGACGCUCUGGACAUCGAGAACGCCACCGAGAAGGAUCUGUCCAAGAUUUUGGAAGAGGUGGGCAAGAAGUAUGACGGACUGACGGAGAAGAACAGUUCGGAGAAAAUGAGCAUGUUUAACAGCGUUAUCGAGACCGUCAAAAACUUCUUGGACAAAGAUAAACCGGAACUAUUUGGGAAGGUCGAUUAUGGCGGGUUUCAUAAUAAACAAGGAUUUAUCGAACCGGACAUCGACGACUUUGACGGCGAUCCUCCGGCCAAAAGGAUGAAGUACACUAUGGAUGAAAUUCAAUUUAAAGAUCCGGUACCAGGGUUACAAGAUGUUAAUAUCAUUAGAAAUGAGAAAAUCGUUACAGUAAAUCCCAAUACGUUCACAAUAGUUAAUUCAAAAGACAAAUAAAUUGUUUUGUGCAAUAUUCGAGACUCCGUUUUUUUGUAGAUAACAACACACUGUACUAAAUAUAUUCUAUGUUAUGUGUUACUGUUCCUGAUCUUUCAAAUUUAAUUUUAAUUUCUUCUUUAAUGUUUGCAUUCCAAUAAUUUUGAAUAUAUUUUUUGAAUGAAUAGUUUAUAGCUUUACAUUUGCCAGAAUUAAAGCCUUGUUAAAAUAUU
Molecule: messenger RNA, 2214 nt
Organism: Aethina tumida (small hive beetle)
Lineage: Eukaryota; Metazoa; Arthropoda; Insecta; Coleoptera; Nitidulidae
Product: cyclic AMP-responsive element-binding protein 3
Exons: 4
Coding region: 311-2002 (563 amino acids)
Biological process (GO): regulation of transcription by RNA polymerase II
Cellular component (GO): nucleus
Molecular function (GO): DNA-binding transcription factor activity, RNA polymerase II-specific; RNA polymerase II cis-regulatory region sequence-specific DNA binding
Source: RefSeq, a predicted model, not a curated record